Molecule: messenger RNA, 1616 nt
Organism: Nymphaea colorata (pocket water lily)
Lineage: Eukaryota; Viridiplantae; Streptophyta; Magnoliopsida; Nymphaeales; Nymphaeaceae
Product: trihelix transcription factor ENAP2-like
Exons: 1
Coding region: 181-981 (266 amino acids)
Cellular component (GO): nucleus
Molecular function (GO): transcription cis-regulatory region binding
Source: RefSeq, a predicted model, not a curated record
CUGGGUGUAGUUUGUUUUAUACGACGGAAUAGAGAUGAAGAUGGAUAAGGAACAGGUGAAACCUAUCCCCAUCAAAUCCUGAACACACAGAGAAGGUGAGGAAGAAAGACACCGUUCCAAAUCCGUGCGCCACCACCAAACGAGGACGGUGACGACCACCUUUACCAUCUUCUUCGUGGAAUGGCUGCGUCAUCUUCAUCUGGCAAGGAGCUCUCACCUCCACCCGAGGCCAGGAGGUUCCUCCCGGGACCAUGGACCCACGAGGAGACCGCCAACCUCAUCGAUGCCUACAUGGAGAAAUGGCGUCUUCUCAAGAAGCGCCAACUCAAGGCCUCCCACUGGGAGGAGGUGGCGGAGGACGUACGCCUCCGCUGCGGCCUCUCCAACCUCUCCAAAACCUCCACACAGUGUCGUCACAAGAUGGAGAAGCUCCGCCAGCGGUACAAGGCCGAGAGGCAGAAGGGUUUCCCUGGCGGGUCUUCAUGGGUCUUCUUCGACAAGAUGGAUUUGAUGGAGAAUGGCCCCCUUACCGUCUUUAAGACGACGAAUGAGGGCUCGGAUACCACGGAGAACGGUGCCAACAACACCAGGAGCCUUCAUCUCUUGAUGAGCAAUGGCAGGUUCAGGCCUCCGGCAGAUGCCUGGGCCGGUCCGGCAGUCCGGCGGAAGGACGAAGACAUCUCCGUUGAGGCCGAUGCUGACGAGGGGGUUCUUCGGAGCUUAUCUUCUUCGAGGUCAGGGGUUAAGCAGGGAAACCCGAUUGGGGAGUUGACGGCGGCGAUCAAGUGUUUGGGGGAUGGGUUUAUGAAAUUGGAGCAUAGGAAGAUGGAGAUGAUGAGGGAGGUGGAGAGGAUGAGGAUGGAGAUGGAGAUGAACAGGACCAAGAUGAUAAUCGAGUCGCAGCAGCAGAUCGCGGACGUUUUCGCGGAUGCAGUCUAUGCGAGGAAGAAGCUCAAAAGAAUGUCCUCGCCGGAUUCCUGAGGUGGAUUUCGGAGUUGGGUUCGAUCUCUUUUGGGGUUUUGUCUUGCCUCUUGUUGAUUGGGCGGGGAAUUCUGUUGGGGAGGUGUUGGAUUAAGGUGAGAAGGCAGAGAAUGGCGCAUUUGCAGAACGCGAUCGAGGGAAAAUUGAUUUCUGGCAUGGGAAUUUUGGUGACAUCUUUGGCCGUUUCAGGGGUUUAUUUUGGUGAAGAAGAAGGUAUAGAAAUGUGGCAUUUGAAAUCAAUUCCAAUGAACCCUUUUCUGCUAUUGAUUUUGUGGUGCAGAGGACAAAAAUGCCUGAAAAUGGAUGUGAACUCCACACAAUGCAAGAUUUUGCACCCCCCGUUUGUUCUCCUGCAGUUUCUGAUUUUUCCUUCUAUGUAAAUUUCCAACUCUGGAAGGUAUUUUAAAUCAGCACUGCUAUGAUGUGAAAAUUUAUUCCCCGUUGAUAAAAUAUAAGAUGAUAAAUUCUGAGGCAUCUAGCAGUUUUGCUUUUAGUAGAUGCUGGAUCAUGAUACUGAUAAACAGUGUGAAGCUUCAAAUUUUCUUCUUGUUCAUAGCUUUUGAUGGUAAUCCUCCUAUAGCUUCUCAUCUGCAUCAUAUAUUUUUUGAAUUGGGAGUAAUAUUGGACAAGUUGAU